This is a messenger RNA of Sphaeroforma arctica JP610, 1155 nucleotides long. RefSeq lists its product as hypothetical. Lineage: Eukaryota; Ichthyosporea; Ichthyophonida. Gene Ontology annotation, biological process: autophagy of peroxisome; endocytosis; autophagosome assembly. Gene Ontology annotation, cellular component: phosphatidylinositol 3-kinase complex, class III, type II; phagophore assembly site; endosome. Gene Ontology annotation, molecular function: 1-phosphatidylinositol-3-kinase activity. The record is from RefSeq and is a predicted model, not a curated record. The transcript has 6 exons. The annotation marks the transcript as partial.
AGAUUGAACGUUUACGUCAAAUCUUGGGCUUACCCGAUGGGCUCAGCGAGUUCCCUGCGAUGCCCCUGCCAUUGGCACCGGAGAUCAUGGUGUGCGGUAUAAAGCCAGAUAGUGCCUACAUGUUCAAGAGCGCGCUGAUGCCCUUACGCCUCACCUUCAAGACAGCCGAACUGAAUGGUACAGACUAUACGUUCAUUGAGUCCAUAUCCGUUGCGGCGGUGCUGGAUGGCGAGGGCAGCGUACAAAACUUUUUUAGAAAGUACAACUCAGACACCGCCGGACCGUACGGGAUCAAAGCAGAAGUCAUGGACACAUACAUUCGCAGUUGUGCGGGGUACUGUGUGAUAUCGUACAUCCUUGGCAUUGGCGAUCGGCAUCUGGACAAUCUGAUGCUCAUGACUGAUGGCCAUCUGUUCCAUAUUGACUUUGGGUAUAUUUUGGGCCGAGAUCCGAAGCCCUUUGCACCUCCAAUGAAGCUGACCAAGGAGAUGAUUGAGGGGAUGGGAGGCGCCACCUCAGCCGAGUACAAGAAAUUCACAUCCAACUGCUACAACGCAUUCCUGAUUCUGCGCCGGUCUGCGAAUCUUAUUCUGAAUCUGUUCAAUCUCAUGACGACGGCCAACAUCCCCGACAUCGCUGCGGAACCAGACAAAUGCGUUGCCAAGAUUGAGGAACAGUUCCGCUUAGACUUGAACGAGGAGGAGGCCGUUGCCUAUUUGCAAACAGUUAUCAAUGAUAGUGUGGGGGCGCUCUUUCCCCAGAUGGUUGAGCAGAUACACAAGUACAUGCAGUACUGGCGAAAGUAGUACCAAUAUUGGAUUAAUAAGUUCAUGUAUACGUAGUAACUCGCGUACAAUAUAGAUAAAGUCGGGAACUUGGAAGAGUCCACUUUCCAACCAAAGGUCACACAGAAGCAGCUACUAGUUUCGGUCCUAGACGUCCAUUUCGGGUUGACACAAGAUCUAAAACCUAAAAAUCGGAGUUAGAAGAGGCCAUCUCUUAAUCACAUAGUUCGGCCGUACACAAACGGCUGCGAGACGGUCUCGUCGGCUGAGCAUAAAAAAUCGAUACACUUCGGAGAGUACAGGCCUAUGCAGUGUUUUAAAAUACUAUUGAUUGUGCAAAACUGGAGAACAUAACACAUAAAUUUUUGAG